GCUGGCUGCUCUCAAAGUUAAAAAGAGACUUUGUUUAUCUUGCAGGCUGUUUGCUCAUCAAACGCGCUCUCGGCGUGAGGGUUCACCUGCUCCUCUGCCAACCUGGCCCUCCUGCUGUUUACUCUUUUCUUGGAGAUCCCUUGCUAGCUCUACACACGUUAAUUAUAAUUUGUGCUGUUUAGCGUUAUUCAUAUUAACCCUUUUUGCGAUUUAGCUUAGACGUGCACCGCUGAAAAAAACCUUUUAUCUCUACUAUCUUACACAUUAGCUAGUUCCUGCUCUGCGCUGUUGAGUUGCUGUUUUCGAGUGGAUUGUUUUUUGCACCUCAGUGGAAGAACAAGAAAGAGGAGCGAGUUCUCGAGCGAGUUUCGUCAUGGCGACCGAAGUGGGCGCUUUGUCUUCGGCUCAGCAGGAAGACGGAAUACUCUCUCAGGACAACGCACGGGAAGAGUUGGCACACCCCUACGGCGACGAUGACGACAACGACUUAAACGAGGCGGAGGUGAAUGGUAACUGGACCCCCCAGGAGAAAGCCCUUCAUGAGGCUCGUCUCAAAGCCAAAGCCAAACGACGCCUGCGCAAGUCGUCAUCCCGAAACUCCACCAGCGAGUCCCUCUCAGAGUCGGGGGACCCAACUGGUGGCGAGCCCCACAGUCCAAAAGGCAAAGUCUGCACCAAUGACCGCAAAUCCAGGACAGGCAAAGGCAGAGGUUUGCCGAAAAAAGGUGGAGCGGGUGGUAAAGGAGUUUGGGGGGCUGCUGGGAUGGUUUAUGAGGUUGAGGAACCUGAUGCUCACGACCCAAACUAUGAUGAAUCUGCUCAGGGAGAUACAGUUUAUGAAACAGUUGUUCCAGAGGUAGACGAGAAGGAACUGGAAAAAAUGGUCAACCCAAUCGUCCAGGAGUACUUUGAACAUGGAGAUACAAAAGAGGUCCAGCUGCUAUUGAAGGAGCUCAACCUGGGACCCCAUAAGUACGAGUUCUCCUCUGUGGCCGUGUCCUUGUCCUUGGAAGGCAAAGCAAGCCACAGAGAGCUGACCUCCCGUUUACUGUCCGACUUGUCCGUUAAGCUCUUGUCCCAAAACGACAUGGCCCGAGCCUUCGACAAGAUGCUCAAAGAGCUCCCCGACCUCAUUCUGGACACACCUGAGGCUCCUCAGAUGUUGGGCCAGUUUAUAGCCAGAGCCAUAGCGGAUCACGUCCUUCCCAUGUCGUUCCUUGACUGUUACAAAGGCAAAGUGGACUGCGAGCAUGCCAGAGUGGCUUUGGACCGUGCUGCAGUGCUGCUGUCUAUGAAGAGAGCAAUGGUGCGUCUCGACAAUGUGUGGGGAGUGGGAGGCGGCCUCAAACCUGUUAAACAUCUUGUCAAAGAGAUGAAUCUUCUGCUGAAGGAAUACCUGACUUCUGGAGAAGUGUCAGAGGCUGAGCGCUGCCUACGAGAAUUAGAGGUCCCCCACUUCCAUCAUGAGCUGGUCUAUGAGGCUGUAGUAAUGGUGCUGGAGUCCAAAGGAAACACUGCAAGCCAUAUGAUGAUAAAGCUGCUGCAGUCCUUCUGGAAAACGGGCCUUAUCACUGUGGACCAGAUGAACAGGGGCUUCCAGCGGGUCUAUGAUGAAUUCCCUGAAAUAAAUCUUGACGUUCCACACGCUCACUCCAUCAUGGAGACGUUUGUGGACCUCUGCUAUCAGGAAUCUGUUAUCACCAAGCAGCUAAGAGAUGCCUGUCCCUCCAGAGGGCGGAAGCGUUUUGUAAGCGAAGGUGACGGCGGCGUGAUUAAAAACUGAUCCACAUGAUGAAGCGGAAACUCAGGAGGAGGAGAGAUGAUCCAGUAUUAAUCCGCGUAUCAUCUGGAUAGGAUGCUGGGAGUUUAAAGUUGCCGCAUUCCUCCACUGAGUACAUCACCAUUGUCACUCAGCUUUGGUUAAAGAAGACUGAAGGCCUUGAGUUCCCUUCAUUAUGUUCAUCACACUUUUUGAUUUUUGUAAGAAUGUUCGUUAUAUUUUGGGGUUGAGCCCACCCCUCUUGUUUCUCAGCUUUUGUACCUGUUAUUUGUUUUUGUUGCAGAAAUAAUAAAGUCACAGCAUCAAAUAAGAGGGGAAGUGGACCUAUUGGUGAAUGGGUGUUUUUCCUCCUGCUUUGCUUCACCAAAUUUAGCGUAUGAGUCGAUAAUAAACGGACAAAGCACUUAAUGAAAGCAUACAGUCAGUGUAAUGCAGCUCACCAAAGAGGAUCAACGCGUCUUAUUUCUGCUCCCAAUUUGUUUUUUGUUUUAUUAAGUUGUUCAACUGAGUUUGUUUAGCAAAGCAAGAGGGUGUGAAUUUGAAUCUUGUAUCAAGGGGCACAUAUUUUGUGAGACCGUGAACAUGUCAAUACUUUGGGAUUAUGGUGUAUGGGGGAAAAUGAACACACUUAAUAUGGUCAGCAGUAAAUUCUGGAAAGGUAAAUGCAAAGCUAGAGAGGAGAACAAAGCUGAAAAGUGUCUUUAGACAUGCUAUAUGUUCAUGUCUGGGUGUUAGCAAAUGGCCUUUUCAUUCUGGAGAUGGUUUUGUUGAACAGUCUUCACUGCUUUACAGUUUUACUUGUUGACCAAAAUUUGAAUAUGUAUGAAAAAAAAUAUUCAUUAAAAAGGAUACACAAAAAGGUUUCAGUAUUGUUUAUUCUUGCCACCGAUGGUUGUAAAAAAAUAAUUAUUGAACGGGUACAGUAGCAUCACAGUGUGUAUUUCAGUCUGAAUUAAUAACAAUGGUCUAAAGGGGAGAAAUCAGCAUAUCUUGGCCAGACGUGUAUUUUUUUUUUUUAUUUCAAGCCUUUUGCCAUGUUAACUGUUGUAUAAAAUAUUCUGUAUGUGCUGUACAUCUACAUCAUUAUUCACUGUGAAUAAGGGAAUGAAGAAUAAGUGCACAGGACUCAUCCAUUUGUGUAUAAAACUGUAAAAAUUGUUUUGUAUUCCCAGAGCCAUACAUCCACUUCACAAUCGAUAAUUUUGCUUCCAAUAAAAUAUAUUUCCCCUCCAGUAUUG
This is a messenger RNA of Doryrhamphus excisus (bluestripe pipefish), 3018 nucleotides long. RefSeq names its product programmed cell death 4a (gene pdcd4a). Gene Ontology annotation, cellular component: nucleus; cytosol. Lineage: Eukaryota; Metazoa; Chordata; Actinopteri; Syngnathiformes; Syngnathidae. Gene Ontology annotation, biological process: negative regulation of DNA-templated transcription. The record is from RefSeq and is a predicted model, not a curated record.